UUUUUCAAAAGGUGUCAGAGAUACACGGGACCACAAAAUCUAACAAGUGUCUCAGAAUUCUUGCUCCUGGGACUCUCAGAGGAUCCAGAACUGCAGCCCUUCCUUCUUGGGCUGUUCCUGUCCAUGUACCUGGUCACCAUGUUGGGGAACCUGCUCAUCGUCCUGGCUGUUACCUCUGACUCCCACCUCCACACCCCCAUGUACUUCUUCCUCUCCAACCUGUCCUUGGCUGACAUGGGCUUCACCUCCACCACUGUCCCCAGGAUGAUUGUGAACAUCCAGACUCACAGCAGAGUCAUCUCCUAUGCUGGCUGCCUGACACAGAUGUCAUUUUUUAUGCUUUUUGGAUGUUUGGAUAGUCUCCUCCUGACUGUGAUGGCCUAUGACAGGUUUGUGGCCAUCUGUCACCCCCUGCAUUACUUGGUCAUCAUGAACCCACGUGUCUGCAGCUUGUUAGUGUUGGUAUCACUCCUCACCAGCCUUUUGGUCUCUCAGAUGCACGGUUCGGUGGUGGUAAAUGUUGCCUACUUCAGAGAUGUGGAAAUUUCUCAUUUCUUCUGUGAUCCUUCUCAACUCCUCAACCUAUCCUGUUCUGACCCUUCCACCAAUACCAUAGUCAUGUAUUGUGUGGGUGGCAUCUCUGGUUUUCUCCCUAUCUCAGGGAUCCUUUUCUCUUACUCUAAAAUUGUUUCCUCCAUUCUGAGAGUCUCCUCAUCAGGUGGGAGGUACAAAGCCUUCUCCACCUGUGGCUCUCACCUGGCAGUUGUUUGUUUAUUUUAUGGAACAGGCCUUGGGGUGUACCUCAGUUCAGCUCUCUCACUUUCCCCCAGGAAGAAUGCAGUGGCCUCAGUGGUAUACACUGUGGUCACCCCCAUGCUGAACCCCUUCAUCUACAGUCUGAGGAACAGGGACAUCAAAAGGGCCAUGAGGAGGUUCUUUGGCCAAAUGAUCUAA
Sus scrofa (pig) is the source of this 954-nucleotide messenger RNA. Its product is annotated as olfactory receptor 7E178-like. The record is from RefSeq and is a predicted model, not a curated record. NCBI's taxonomy places the organism in Eukaryota, Metazoa, Chordata, Mammalia, Artiodactyla, Suidae. Gene Ontology annotation, cellular component: membrane. Gene Ontology annotation, molecular function: olfactory receptor activity; G protein-coupled receptor activity. Gene Ontology annotation, biological process: G protein-coupled receptor signaling pathway.